Molecule: messenger RNA, 228 nt
Organism: Rotaria sp. Silwood1
Lineage: Eukaryota; Metazoa; Rotifera; Eurotatoria; Philodinida; Philodinidae
Source: the annotation of a GenBank genome assembly
AUGUCAUCAACAAGAAUAAGAAAUGAAAUUGAACUUGAACAACGUUCCAUUGAAUAUCAACGAAAACAACAUCAUGAUGAUUUUUAUUAUCAGUUUUCUCGAUAUUAUUGUGAAGUGUUUCAUCAGCUUCAUAAUGAUUUAUCAAUUAAACGUAAUCAAUUAAGUGUAUCUCAUUUAAAUUAUUGCAAUGAUGUUGAGAAAUCAGUACAAGAUUUACUUAAAGACUAG